Molecule: messenger RNA, 1047 nt
Organism: Chaetomium globosum CBS 148.51
Lineage: Eukaryota; Fungi; Ascomycota; Sordariomycetes; Sordariales; Chaetomiaceae
Exons: 1
Coding region: 1-1047 (348 amino acids)
Biological process (GO): lipid metabolic process
Molecular function (GO): oxidoreductase activity, acting on paired donors, with oxidation of a pair of donors resulting in the reduction of molecular oxygen to two molecules of water
Source: RefSeq, a predicted model, not a curated record
AUGGCGCCCACGACCGCCACGAGCGUGCCCUCGGCUAACAAGCCGUUCCUGAGGCGGAACAUGGCCUCAUCCACCUUCGACUCGGACUCAAGCGCCGUUGUCUCGCCGAUGGACUCACCCACGGACUCGCCCCGCCAGUCGCCCUCUUCCACCUCGCUGUCGUCGCUGGCUUCCGACGACGCCGCGGCCCCGACCAAGUACGGCAAGCUGAUCGACACAUACGGAAACGAGUUCCAGGUCCCCGACUUCACCAUCAAGGAGAUCCGCGAUGCCAUCCCCAAGCACUGCUACGAGCGCUCGGCCGUCCGCAGUCUUGCCUACGUGGCCCGCGACAUGGUGUACCUCGGCACCACUUUUUAUAUCUGGAACACAUACGUGACGCCCGAGUUCAUCCCAUCCCAGCCGCUGCGUGUGGUUCUGUGGGGCGUGUACACCUUCCUCCAGGGCCUCUUCGGCACCGGCCUCUGGGUCCUUGCCCACGAGUGCGGCCACGGAGCCUUCUCGCCGUCGCAGAAGCUCAAUAACAUUGUCGGCUGGGUCUUGCACUCGGCGCUCCUGGUGCCCUACUUCAGCUGGCAGCUCAGCCACAGCAAGCACCACAAGGCCACCGGAAACAUGGACCGCGACAUGGUGUUCGUCCCCCGCACUCGGGAGCAGCAAGCCAGCCGUAUCGGCCGCCUCGUCCACGAGAUCUCGGAGCUGACCGAGGAGACCCCCAUCUACACCUUCAUCCACCUGCUCGGCCAGCAGCUCAUCGGCUGGUGGAACUACCUCCUGACCAACGUGACUGGCCACAACAACCACGAGAGGCAGAGGGAGGGCCGCGGUAAGGGCAAGAAGAACGGCUGGGGUGGCCAGGUUAACCACUUCGACCCGCGCAGCCCGCUGUACGAGAACCGUGACGCCUCGUACAUCCUGCUGAGCGACCUGGGCCUGGCCAUCACCAUCUCGGCGCUCGUCUACCUCGGCAAGACGUUCGGCUGGUCCAACAUGUUUGUGUGGUACUUCCUGCCCUACCUCUGGGUCAACCACUGGCUCGGUGAGUAG